Zasmidium cellare ATCC 36951 is the source of this 3048-nucleotide messenger RNA. RefSeq lists its product as uncharacterized. Gene Ontology annotation, molecular function: guanyl-nucleotide exchange factor activity; protein binding. The record is from RefSeq and is a predicted model, not a curated record. Gene Ontology annotation, cellular component: mating projection tip; cytoplasm; nucleus. NCBI's taxonomy places the organism in Eukaryota, Fungi, Ascomycota, Dothideomycetes, Mycosphaerellales, Mycosphaerellaceae. The transcript has 3 exons. The coding region runs from base 1 to 3048 and encodes 1015 amino acids. Gene Ontology annotation, biological process: septin ring organization; establishment of cell polarity.
AUGAGCGCCGCCCAGAGCCCCUUGGUGCAGUCCCAGGGCCACACCUCUUCCAACUACAGCAUCCAGUCGCAACCCAGCAGUCGAAAUAGCGAUACCACCCAAGGGACUGCUCAUAGCACUCUCUUCCCCCCGCCGAUGCCGUCAAAUGCCUCUUCCGUGAUCGCAAGCGCUGGCUCCAGCGCCAACAGCACUUACGAUGUCAAACCAACGGACAAUAUCAUGAACAGCGUCGCCGACGCAAGCAGCUCCCUCUUCCAGAUAUGCGUCGCAUUGCGCCAGCGGUUAUUAGGAGUGCCAGGUUUCAACGACUGUCUGUUGGCGGAGGAGGAAGACGCAGACGAUGACACAGAUCCUGUCACUCUUCUGUGGCGACUUUUUCGACGUGGAUAUCCUUUGAUACUGCUAUACAACGCCCUGCAACCCGAUCAACCUCUGAGUAUGCCUCAGGGCGUGAAGGAAGAGAAGAGAGGAAAGGCGGCCACUCUGCAGUUCGUGAGAGCGUGUAUGAAUGAGUUGAAGAUCCCACAGGAAGAGCUAUUCAUCAUAACGGACUUGUAUGGAGACGAUACCACAGGCUUCGUCAAAAUUGCGAGAGUCGUAAAUCGCGUGCUGGAUUUGCUUGUAGCACGAGGGUUGAUCGAAGAUGUGCGCCCCACGCCUGACUUGGAGCAAGCGGCGAAGCGUACCCAGCGCCAACACAUCGUUGCCGAGCUCGUCAAAUCUGAACGAACAUAUGUCCAACAUCUGGAACUGUUGCAGGCCUUUAAGCUUCUCGUCGAGGAGAAAGGUGUGAUUCCCGGAGACGCGGUCCACGAUAUCUUCCUGAACCUGAACAAUCUCCUGGACUUUCAGCGCCGAUUCCUGAUCCGUGUCGAACAAACGAAUGCUCAGCCCGAAGAAGAGCAGAACUGGGGCAAGCUUUUCCAGUUGUACGGCAAGGCUUUCGACGUGUACGAGCCCUACAUUGCAAAUCAGAAAAAAUGCGAAAAGACUGUGAUCGCCGACUUUUCGAAGCUCAAAGAGGCUGGCGGUAGCAUAGAGAUGCGCCAGAUGGUCGAAUCCCCUGCGUCGUUACAUUCCUUCUUGAUGAAGCCUUUCCAAAGAUUGACAAAAUACCCUCUUCUGUUGGAGCAGUUGUAUAAGAAAGGAGAUUUGGACGAUCAGAGAAAAGAAGAACUCAAAUCUGGAAUGGAGGCCGCCACUGCUGUGCUGAACCGAACAAACGAUGCCGUUGCCAAGGAGGAGAAGAUUGAGGCUGUCCAAGAACUGAAGAUGCGAGUGGAGGACUGGAAAGGCCACCGAGUCGAAGGCUUUGGCGAUCUCCUACUGUACGGAACCUUCACAGUGCUCAAGAGCGAGAACCUCGCCAGUGGUAAAGAUGGCGAAAGACAGUACCACGUAUACUUGUUCGAGACCAUACUCUUGUGCUGCAAGAACAUUGACUUGAACAAACCCAAGAACAAGCUUUCGAACAAGAACCUGGUCGACAACAAGGGCAAACCGAAGUUGCAACUCAAGGGCCGCAUCUUCAUGCAGAACGUUACUGAUUUGGUCUCACUGUCCAAACCCGGUAUGAUGAGUGAUUACCCUCUGCUCGUGAAGAGUAAUGAAUGGAUUUUCUGGAAAGGCGACCCGAGCAUCGAGAAUUUCAUCAUCCGAUUUACUACUCACGAAGCUUUGAACAAGUGGGCCGCACAGAUCGAGAAACAACGAAAGAGCUAUCGCGAACGAGCGUCGGUCGCAAGGAACAGCGACGGAAGCCGCUCGGCCGGCACGAGCGUGAACGAAUUCAUCUAUAUGCAGAAUCAACCCGCCCUCGAAAACCCUUACGCACAAGACAUAGAUGAAGAAGACGAGGAGGACGAUGUCGAUACCGUCGGCAGCGCAUCAGGGGGCUGGCCGGGUCACCCAUACCCACACAGCAGUGGAAGUUACUCACAAAGCAGGAACGGCAGCUCAAGUUCGCUGCGAUCUCGAAGCACAACUGGUGAGAGUGGCCAAUCGCUUUCCAGUCGACCGCCGCCACCACGACUUCCGCAAGGCAUCACGCCAAGUCCUGCGCUCACUCUCAGAACAAGAGAGUUGCAACAGCAAGCCGCAUCACCAAAUGGCGAUCAGCGCAUGGAUAGCUAUUUCUCUCCAACAGUAGACUCCCCAAUGUCCUCAAGAACAAGCGCUAGCUCUGGCAUGUAUCCUUUCCCCAGGCAGGUAUAUCCACAAAACGGGUACUACGAGGAAGGCCAUGGAAGCUCUCGCUUCACGGCGCCAGCCAUGGGACGACCGCAGAAUGCGCCUCCAAAUGGAUACGGUCCUACUGCGAGAAGUCCAGCUCCACGACCUGGGUUCCCCCCUGGCAGUGGCAUGCACAGUUCACAACAGAUGCCAGGGCCCCGUAACCGGUCUGCCAGCAGUCCAGACAUCCACAACGGCCAGCGGGUAGCUUUGAGGAAUGGGGGUCAGCCGCCUGUACCUGAAGUGCCACCUGGGUACCAGAGAAGCCAGACAGGGUCACCCAAUUUGGCCAAUGGCAUGCCGGGGCGGGGAUCUCCUCAGAUGUUGAGAGAAAGGCAGUACUCUGUACAGCAAGACAUGUCGCCAACAGAUUAUGGGUACGGUGGCCCACAUCGUCCUGGAGUGCCCCAGUACCCUUCAUCGAGGACGCCAUCAGCACCGAGAGCGCAGGCCAUGUCGCCUCCACCGCCAGUCGAACCCUCACCGACGACGCCAGCCCAGCUCAAAGUCAAGGUCCAGUGUCCAUUGGCCUCGCAAACACUGACGCUGGUUGUUUCCACGACCAUCAGCUACCAGACUCUGAAGGACCGCAUCGACGCGAAGCUGCAACGGUCGACGAAUCUCACGCUCGGGGAUCGAGGGAUCAGCAAGGAUGGUCAGGAGAGGAUCCACGUGAAGCUGAAGUACCUGGAUGAGGACGACUAUGUCAGCAUUCAGUCCGAUGAAGACGUCCAGACAGCGUUUGAGACGUGGAGAGAACAAAAGGGCGAAGGCAUUGGUGGAAUGGGAGAGAUUGAGCUCUUCUGCCAACGAUGA